CUGACAAUUAAAAAACAAAACAAACGUCGUUAGAGUUCGGUGAACGAAAGUCAUUCCAUGAUCCUUCUCGUUGCAAUCACAUAAAAAUUUUCAGUCAUGGGGGGAUAAUGUGAAGCAGGGAUGAUAGGAACUCGUGACACCGGUUUCAGAAAAUCAGAGACCAAAACAUUGGCCUUGCCAAGCAUAUUAUUGAGGAAGUAAUCUAAUCAAGGCUGAGCAAGAGAAUCCUGUUUCGAUCCAUCCUGUUUUGUUGCUCAUGACGCUGACAGAGCAGCGAAAAGUCUCAAAAAACCCCAGCAACUUCCAAAAUGGCAGAGAAGCAAAACAAUGAGGUGAAGUUGGCAGUGGAGAAAUGUCCACUCACUAGCGUUACCGUCUUCAAAGAUCGGGCGGAAGUGAGCCGGUCUGUUGAGACUUCUGUCAAAGCUGGCACCAAUGAAUUGAAGAUCACUGGUCUUGUCGAUAUCGAGCAGGACUCCAUCAGGGUGGAAGGCAGGGGCCAAGCCACAAUCGCUGAAGUGAGUUUCCAGUUCACAUAUUGUAAUGAAGAUGAAGCAUCCAUGUCAGAGAAGGAGAAGACUUUGACUGAAGAGCUCAAGGUUCUAAAGGAGCAGAAAAAGUCCCAGGACUCAGAGGCUCAGCUGUCUCUGCUACAGAAACAGUGGGGAGUCCUCGACCGUUUUGCCACCAACGCUGCCAGGGGAAGCCAGGAUACAAAUUCUGGCUUUAAGCUUGAUGAGCAAUACUUCAAAGGCAUGAAGGAUUUUCUGCAGCACUUCCGAGACGUGGGCGAACAGCUUGAUGCUGAGACGUUGGAAGUGAAAGAGAAAAGGGAAGAAAUCGAUGAGAAAAUUCAACAAGUAGAGAGUAAUCUCCAGGAAGUCCGAGGGAAUAGAAGGAGGUCAACAUGUAUUCGAGAGUGCAUCAUUGUGCUGGAAGCAGAGGCAGAGACGGCCGUGCAGCUCAAGUUGUCCUACGUGGUGCUGAGUGCCAGCUGGGUACCCUCCUAUGACCUACGUAUGAAUACAGAAGAUGGAGUCCUCUCGGUGUCCUACUUUGGGCUCAUCUCUCAGAACUCUGGCGAGGACUGGACGAAUGUGAAGCUGCAUCUGUCCACGGCCGAGCCCAGUGUAGGUGGGACCAUCCCCAUCUUGCCCCAGACGCAAGUCAACCUCUUUAAACCUGUCGUGCAUCUUAAGCCGAAGUCCAGUGGGUCUGUUUUGACAUUCCGUUCCUCAGCCAGGUCAGCGUCCUCAACAUCACAAGCUUAUGAUGACAGAUUACAAAGACAAGCUUCCCCCAUGUCUGCUGUACCUGUGAAAAUUCAGGAGACUACCGUGAGUGCCAGCUAUGAGAUUGUGCGGCAGUCCAGCAUCCCCUCUGACAACACAAGUCAUAAGGUGACAGUAGGCAUAAUGGAGCUGAAGCCGACCAUGACCUAUGUGAGUAUUCCCAAGGUCGUGCCGCACGCUUUCCUUCAGGCCAAGGUCGUCAACACCUCCAAGUUCACCCUUUUGCCGGGAAAGUCUAAUAUCUUCCUGGACAACAGCUUUGUUGCCAAGGCUGAGCUCCAAGCUGUGGCGCCUAAGGAAGAGUUUGAGUGUUCGCUCGGCGUUGACCCGGGCGUGCGGGUGACCUACAAGCCCCUGGUCAAGGUCAACUCGUCCUCUGGCAUCAUCAGCAGGGUGAAGGUCGUCUCGCACGAGCAGGCCAUUGAGGUGAAGAAUGUGCACAACUACCCCGUCACCGUCGCUGUCAAGGACAACCUGCCGCGUAGUCUGGAUGAGAAGGUCAAGGUGGUGUUGCAGAGUCCUUACAUCGACGCCAAACACCCUGAGAAGAGUGAAGCCACACUCACCGUUGACAACACUGUGGUGUGGGAGGUCAAGGUCGGGGCCCUGAACAAGUCGGAUCUGCUGCUGAAGUACAGCAUCGAGCUGCCCAUGGGAGAAGACUUGGACUACAAAACCUACUAAGUCUUGCUGCAGCAGCACAGGAUGGUCAGCCAUGAUGAUGUUAUUGUUCCUGAGCACCUUCGAAACGUGUGUCAUUCAGGUGAAAUCCGACGCUUGUCAAAGUAAUGAAAAGGAAGAAACCGCCAUUUUUUCAACCCGCCUUGUGCAAUUUUUAGGAGUGUUUUUUUCCCCUUUUUUUUCCCGGUUGCUUAACUAUUUUUAUGUCCUUUUAAGAAAAAUGUUAUUUGUGGGUUUUACUGAAAAAUACUGAUCAAAGGCACUAAAAAUAUAAAUUUGCAGUUUCCAACGACACUUAAUCUUUGUAAAUCACCAAACUUUGAUGGCCAUUUUCUCUCUAGUCUAAUUUUACCUUUGACACUAAGCGACCCCCGCCUCCUUCAACUGCAACUUUCUCAACUUCUAUACUAGAUAGAUGAAUAUUCUUUUUCAUCUAAAGCAAGACAAAUGAGCAAUCUUUAGGAUGAUACUAACAGCUCUAUACGCCCAAAAAUUGACAAGCUCCUGAUUCCACCUUGUGGUGACACAAGUGUUACUGUAGCAACUUACGGGUAUCAUCCAUUAAGCUCCUGUUCAUGAACUGCUGUGACAAAAGCAAUUGGUUGGAGGGUGCCACUCAUAGCUCCUCUUCUAUUCUUUCCCUCUCUUGUUUCUGUCUUGCUUCUUCCCUGCACUGUAAGACCAUUAUUGUGUCGUGCUUUUUUAAAACUCAAUUGAAAAUUGUGACGGCAGCAGUUGGCUACCUCUGAAUUACAAAUUCUAUCUGACAUUUUUGGUUAUUUUGAGUUACUACGACCAUGUGGUCAGAAGUCAAAUGUUCUAUCUCCUUUAUCAAAUUCAUAAGAAUAUUCAGAGUCGUUAUUAUAUUCAAAGAAUUGCUUUCGAAAAAGCUUGGCAUGUUGUGAAAGUCAAAAUUUUCAAAGUCGAACUUCUCAAAACUGGGUACUGAGCAGAUAGAACUUUGUAAUUCUGAAGUAGUGAGUUGUUGAGCUGUGCACAGACUGUUGCCUUGGAUGUUGUUCUUGGUGGUAACAGGAAAAGAGCAGCUUCUCUCGCAACAACCGGUGCGCGUCUGUGGUGGUGUAGCGCUUAAGGUAUUCGCUGUUGCACGCAGGUGACCUGAAUUGUAUUCCUGAGUGGAGAGAGUUUUUAUGGGGUACCUCGGCCCUUCUGCUGGGAUGUUGUAGCCCUCUCAGCCCGUAUUGGCUCUGACAGGCAGGGUUAGAAGUCCGCCUCCUACUUGACCUAAACUGUUUCGAUGGCGGUGUAAAAACACCUAUGUUAAAAAAAAA
Molecule: messenger RNA, 3265 nt
Organism: Aplysia californica (California sea hare)
Lineage: Eukaryota; Metazoa; Mollusca; Gastropoda; Aplysiida; Aplysiidae
Product: protein F37C4.5
Exons: 13
Coding region: 309-1976 (555 amino acids)
Source: RefSeq, a predicted model, not a curated record